UAGCGUUGUCGUUUAUCAAAACGACCACCACCAUUUCUCCUUCCAACCCUCCAAGAAUAUCCAACUCGACAGACACAGGAAGACACUGAGAGAGAGCUGUUGAGAGGACAAAGAAAUGGCUGCUACUAGCUCCUGCAGUUUGAAUCUGGGAGUGAAAGGAAAAGGGAAACCAGAACAGCCUUUUUCUUCCUCUAAAUCCUCUCAGCUUCUCUUCUCUUCAAACUUGUCUUUUGCUUACAAUAACACCAAAUAUUGCCUUUCUCUUCAUUCCCAUCAAACCCUUUUGUCCGCUUGUUUAACCAAAACCAAGAACUCAGCUUUUGUUGUGGCAUCAUCAAAGCCAGAGCAUUUGAAGAUAAUGAUAUCCGGUGCUCCUGCUUCUGGUAAAGGUACUCAAUGUGAGCUCAUCACUAAGAAAUAUGGUUUGGUGCAUAUUGCUGCUGGAGACCUGCUGAGGGCAGAAAUUGCUUCAGGGAGUGAAAAUGGGAAGCGAGCAAAGGAAUACAUGGAGAAAGGACAGUUGGUCCCAAAUGAAAUAGUUGUCAUGAUGGUGAAGGACCGUCUGCUGCAGCCAGACUCUCAAGAAAAUGGUUGGCUUUUGGAUGGAUACCCAAGGAGCUUAUCGCAGGCAACUGCUCUGAAAGAAUUUGGCUUCCAACCUGAUCUUUUUAUUGUCCUAGAAGUCAACGAAGAGAUUCUUGUUGAAAGAGUGGUUGGACGUAGAUUAGACCCUGUUACAGGGAAGAUAUACCACCUGAAGUAUUCCCCCCCUGAGACUGAAGAAAUUGCUGCCAGGCUCACCCAACGAUUUGAUGACACCGAAGAAAAGGUGAAGUUGCGCUUGCAAACUCAUCAUCAAAAUGUGGAGGCAGUACUUUCAAUGUAUGAAGACAUUACACUCAAGGUUAAUGGAAAUGUUCCCAAAGAAGAUGUGUUUGCACAAAUUGAUGAUGCUCUCACAAAACUAUUUGAGGAUCAGAAGUUGACUUCCGGAUCUCUGGCUGCAUAGAUGGAGGGAAGAGCUGGUGUAUAACCAAUAGCCAGGAAUCAGGAAUUGUGAAAACUGGUAUAGUUGUUCAGCCCUUGUUUUUUUCAGCCCAUUCUGUCAGGUUUAUAUACCUCAACCUCAAGAAAUGCUCAAGUAGCAAGGCUUAGAAAAACAUCAAUUUGACGCUUUUCUACCAGAAAAAAUGUGGUUUCAACCAAGUAGCCAAACGCGGACUAAGUGCCCUUAUUUUGUCUUUCCUAGAGCUACCACAUGCUUGACUACUCUAUUUGGUUAUUAUUAUUAAAUUAUUCUUUGAAGUGUAA
This is a messenger RNA of Populus trichocarpa (black cottonwood), 1311 nucleotides long. Its product is annotated as adenylate kinase, chloroplastic. NCBI's taxonomy places the organism in Eukaryota, Viridiplantae, Streptophyta, Magnoliopsida, Malpighiales, Salicaceae. The record is from RefSeq and is a predicted model, not a curated record. The transcript has 7 exons. Gene Ontology annotation, cellular component: cytoplasm. Gene Ontology annotation, biological process: nucleoside triphosphate biosynthetic process. Bases 116 to 1009 code for a protein of 297 amino acids. Gene Ontology annotation, molecular function: nucleoside diphosphate kinase activity; ATP binding; AMP kinase activity.